AUGGAUGACCUCAUGGCCCAGCUCGACUCACGCGAUCAGAAUGUUCAGGCUGAGUCCGCCACUGUCCUAAAUGACAUGCAGGUCAACAAGGCGGCAGCCACACCGCCGCCGCCAACACCACAGAACGACGGAAGUAAGGCAAAGGCAAGAUACAAGGCACGCCAGGCGAGGAGAGCGGCCGCACUCGCGGAGCAGUAUACGCCUAGCGAUCCUGAGGCAGACGCCCGUCUCAAGAAGGAAGCUGAAGACGAAGAGAGAAUGAUCAAACGAGUCUGUGAUGAGCGUGGGCUCGAGAUUUUUGAGAUCAACCCCGACGGGCACUGUCUUUUCUCCGCCGUCGCCGAUCAGCUCGCCGUCCUCCGCAUCAUUCCUCCCGGUCAGGCGAACUACGCAACCUGCCGGCACGCCGCGGCGGACUACAUUCACAGCCAGCCCGACAUCUUCCUCCCUUUCCUGCCUGCUAUCGGUGGCGAAGACGCCGUCGGCGCGACCUCCCAGGAGGGGCUCAUGACCCGCGCGGACUUUGACCGGUACUGCCUGACGAUACGCGACACCGGUGCGUGGGGCGGCGAGCCAGAGAUCCUAGCCCUGGCCAGCGCGUACAAUGUGCCGAUCCAUGUGGUACAAGGCGGGACGCCCCCCGUCGUCAUCCACCAGCCCUUUGGAUCGUCACAGCAAGGCGACGCCACAGACAAACACGUUGUCCACAUCAGCUAUCACCGCCGAAUGUAUGGCCUUGGCGAGCACUACAAUUCGUUACGGCCAAAACGCACGCUGUCAGAAACAAUGAAGUCAGUAUUCUCGGGGACAUCUUAA
Molecule: messenger RNA, 816 nt
Organism: Postia placenta MAD-698-R-SB12
Lineage: Eukaryota; Fungi; Basidiomycota; Agaricomycetes; Polyporales; Adustoporiaceae
Exons: 4
Coding region: 1-816 (271 amino acids)
Biological process (GO): protein deubiquitination
Molecular function (GO): cysteine-type deubiquitinase activity
Source: RefSeq, a predicted model, not a curated record